Messenger RNA from Oryza sativa Japonica Group (Japanese rice), 5546 nucleotides. The record is from RefSeq and is a predicted model, not a curated record. Lineage: Eukaryota; Viridiplantae; Streptophyta; Magnoliopsida; Poales; Poaceae.
UUUCUUUUCUUUUUUUUUUUUCCGUCGCUUCUUCGCGCCGCCUCCCCUCGACGCCGGCGCCGCCGCUCUCGUGAGCCACCGCCACCGCCGGCGCCGCCGCUCUCGUGAGCCACCGCCACCGCCGGCGCCGCCGAGCCUCCUCCUCCGGCAAGACGUCUCAUCCAGGCCUCUCCCUCCCCCUCAGACGCCGCCUCUGCGCCUCCAUUCUCGAGAUCCGAGGUGAGCCCUUCUUCUUCCUCUUCCCCUCUCCUCUUUUCUCCAGGGUUCCGCAGUGACAGGACGGAGGAAGCGGGAGGAUGCAGGAGGGGAGAAGAGCCUCGAGGAUGCAUCGUGCUCCUCGCUUCGUCCACUUCCUCUCCUCCUCCUCCUCCUCCUCCUCCUAGGGUUGCGUUGAGUCGGUGACACAUGGGACCUCACUCCCUGGUUUGCUUGCAGCGGCGGAUUGCUAGCUCCUUGGAUGGCAGUUCUAGCUUGUAGUUCUUAUUUGACGAAAUCGUGAUCUUGUGAAUAUUAACAUGGAACAGUUGUAGCUCGUAGUUCUUCUUUGAUGAAUCUUGAUCUGGUGAGUAUCAACAUGGAAGGAGUGGAAGCUAGGUCGCUCGCUGCUCACUCUACACAGCAGCAUGUUUUCUGAUGUUUUACAUUUGCUGAAUACUGUCAACAUAAUUGAACUUUUACUUUGUCAUUACUUGGUAUAUCCACAGUUUGUCUCGUCUUCCACCUCCGGCCACCGGAUUUAGUGCCGGUCAUGGUUAUAGCUUGAUUUUGAGUCCUAGGGUGUGUGUGAUCGGUGAUUCGCCACCAGCGGCCAUGGGGUGGAGGGGCGAGCAACGGGCGUAGCAAGCCGAAGAGCCACACUUGUAGGAGGGGGCAGGGGGACGGAGCCGUGGGUGGCCGGCGAACUGAAUUGCUAGAGCUAGGCACAUCGUCCUCAAGGGCGCGUCUCGGCACAAGGCGCAGUACAGGAUCAUGUCUUCAAAGAGAGGAGGAGGUGGCCGCCGUGGUCGUGGCUGUGGCCGUGGGAGAAGUGCUUUGGCUGAAAAUGACAUGGACUUUCAUGAAACCUCCACACCUUCUUCCCCAAGUACUACUUCUGAUAAAGAGGACAAUGUUGAGUUUACUCCGCAGCAAAGCCCACUACCUUGUCUUGUAAGCCCAUCAGUAGAGCAUGUAUCCAACACAUUACUCAAUCCAAAGAUCAACCACCGAUCGGACGCAAUCUUCGGUGAUCAGGCUGUGGAACAGUUGAAGUUGCGACAUCACAAACCUUUAAAAUUUCAUGAGAGAUACCGUCCUUAUUUGAGGGAUGCUGGCUUGCUUGGGCUCUCACAAAUUUGCCAGAAGAUGCCUCAGUUGGACAAGGCAUUGAUCACUGCCCUUGUUGAGCGUUGGAGACCAGAAACUCAUAGUUUCCACCUGGCUUCUGGGGAGAUGACAGUUACACUACAAGAUGUCUCAAUGUUGUUAGCUCUUCCUAUCGAUGGCCGUCCAGUUUGUUCUACCACUGAUCAUGAUUAUGCGCAGAUGGUCAUUGAUUGUCUAGGUCAUGAUCCAAGAGGACCAUCAAUGCCUGGAAAAUCUUUUCUGCACUACAAAUGGCUAAAGAAGCAUUUCUAUGAAUUACCAGAAGGGACAGAUGAUCAGACUGUGGAGAGGCAUGUUCGAGCAUAUAUCCUGAGCCUUCUAUGUGGGGUGCUAUUUCCAGAUGGAACAGGACGGAUGAGUCUGAUAUAUCUUCCACUGAUUGCUGAUCUUUCUCUUGUUGGGACAUACAGCUGGGGAUCUGCAGUGCUGGCCUUCCUAUACCGUUCUCUUUGUUCUGUUGCUUCCUCCCACAAUAUCAAGAACAUUGGUGGUUCAUUGCUUCUCUUGCAGCUUUGGAGCUGGGAGCGCUCCCAUGUUGGCAGACCGUUGGUCCGGUCUCCCGUGUGCCCAGAGACAGACAUUCCACAGGAUGUGCUCCCAGUUGGCUUUCGUUGGGUAGGUGCUCGCACACAAAGUGAGAAUGCUACACGCUGUCUUAAGCAGUACAGGGAUGAACUGAAUCUGCAGCGAGCAGAUCAGGUGAAGUGGGAGCCGUACUUGCACAUUGAGUCUGCAAGCUUGCCACUGCUUUGUACAAAAAAUGCUGACUUGUGGCUUACACAAGCUCCACUAAUAAAUUUUCCAAUAGUCGAGAUGUAUUUGCCUGAGCGAGUGAUGCGGCAAUUUGGGCUUCGCCAAUCCAUUCCACCACCUUUUCGGCCUACACUACAGGCGCUGCAUCGUAUUAGUCGACGUGGCAGAGAACGUGAGAACUGGGAAGAGACACAUCAUGAGUACAUUCAGGAAUGGGAAGCCCGCCGACAGCGCAUAUUUCCAGAGUCAGAGCAGUAUGACCCGUCUUCUUAUGAGGAGUACCUGCAUUGGUACACAGGGGCUACACGGCGGUAUCUUGUACCAUCAAUCAGUGAUGAUGUGGAAGCAGGAUCUUCAUUACAGCCUGAUGACUCCAUUAAUCUUCAUUAUCAAGCCAAGGCUCCUAUGAUCCGCAAAGCAGUUGAUAAACUGCAUGGUAUGGUAAAGAAGGCCAAGAUAGCCAUGGCGUCCACAGCUGAUACAACCACACAAGCCUUGGUCUUUGAGUUUCUGCAUGGCUUUCAAGAUGUUCUUCACGACCUUGGCGAGAUCAAGGAAAAUGGUGGUUCAGCUACUAGUCCACAUGUUGAAUCAGCUGCCACUCAAGACAUGCCUCUACUUUUGCUAGAAACUGAACAGAACAUUGUGGAUGCCGAUCAAGAAGCUCAACACCAGGAAGAGGAAGAGCUUCACAUGGUGGAUGAUGCAACAAUGACCCUUGAGCCUAUGGAUGAGGAGAACAAUGAUUUCAACAAUGUCAUCUGUCCAUGUCCUUCACUGGAGUUGGAGGAACAUUGUCACUUAGCUACACCAGCCAUCGAUGAGUGUAAUACAGCCACUCCUGCUCCAGACUCUGUAAUUCCACAGCAGAACACUGAUUUUGAUCAAGAUGGACAUCUGGAAAAUCCUAAUGAAAUGGACCAGAUUGAACUGAUGGUGGAACCUAUAUGUGUGGAUCACAAUGAUUCCGACAAUGUGCUCUCAUCCAGCCCGUCAGCUCAGGCACUGGAGGAGAAUUGUGAAGUAGCAAAGGCAGUCAAUGGAAAUGUCGAUCCAACCACCCAAGUUACUGGCUCAUCUACCCCACAACAGGACACAGAUGUCAAACUAGUUGCUGAACAGGAAAACCCAGGCACAACAGAGGGCAACUAACUAUAAUGGUGUCCCCUCAUCUGCAGAGGAGACAGGCGAUUCUGAUUUCACCCCUCAUCAUGUCACCUUUGUAUAGUGACUAGUUAUGUUUGCCAUGUUGAUUUUUUUGACAUUAGAAGUUCUUUUUUUUGUAUUUAUAUUCAUUGAUGGUAGUAUUCUGCUUCAUCUCCAAUGUAAUAUGGGAAUGGAUAUAUUAAGCCCUAGUGUAUACUGUAUACUACCUCCAUCCCAAAAUGUAGUUACCUAGUACUCAACUGGACACCUCCUAGUACUAUAAAACUGGACAGGGGUGUCCAAUUUCGUACUAGGUAGCAAAAUUUUGGGAUGGAGGUAGUAAUGGUUUUCCUUAGAAGAUGCUUAACUUUAUAAUUGAUGAGCAUAUUAGUGAUAGUGACAGUUAGAUGGAUGAUGCUGCAUCUACUACUGGCCAAUAUGAUCAGCAAGAUAAAGAUUGGAGCUGCUUCAUAUCUCCACUUCAUCAAAUUUAUAGAAGGUAAAUGAUUCUUUAUUAUCUAGUAUGAAGGUGUACACUGAACUUGUUGCUGCACUGUCUUUAGUGUUAGCUAAUAUAACUUUUGCGCUUUUAUUAGCUGUGCCCUUCUCAUAUACCUAUGGACUACUGAGUCAGCAGUAACCAUUUAUAGUACUUGUGUGUCAUACUGAUUUAAAUGAACUGUGCAGGUAUUUGUUACGGUAAAGUGCUUUAGAGCUAUUCAUGGUAGAUAGGUCAAAUUUCUUCGAUUUCGAGGUACAUCCUUGAUGAUACUCUAGUUUGCGUUGUUGGAAUCAUAUAGCACACUACAGCUGCCUAAAUAUUUUAAAGAUGCAUAUGAUUUUUAUCUAGGAUACAGAAAGCAUGUAAACAUGCUUAUUUAUCGGGCAACCAUUCAUACAAAACCUCCUUAUUUGAACAACAUUUUCCUAGCUACCCAGGUUGGUGUUCUUCUGCAAAGUUCAAUGUUGAAAUCUGCUCUUACUGGAAGUUUUAAUCAAUUGCAUUUUUAUUUGAGACCUGAGUAAAUAUGUAAGAAGUUGCAAUUGACAGAGUGCUGGGCUAGAUGGGAGGUUGAUAUGCAAUCAACCACCUUUUCAGCCCAACAUGUUAAGUGUAUUCAAGAUUUAAGUAGAUCUGUCCUUUUGUGCAGAUUAGCAAUUUUGACUACCUGAUGGAACUGAACACUCUUGCUGGGCGCAGUUACAACGACAUUGCACAUGCAUAUUACCACUCCAAAACAUUUUGGAUCUGGAAGAUCUGUCUGGCGUCCGCAUACUGAGAUCUUCCAAAAGUGGAUUCUGUACCUCAUUCCUUGCUGCCAAUUUGGACCUCUUCUGUGCAUUUUUUUUCUUUUCCAUUCAUUUACUCUGGGGAUGAUAUCUUGUUCAAUAACUGCUGAUAGUGAUACUUCAAAAUUUUCAAUGCAGCCGGUUGGCGCUCUGAAUCCUGCAUGACUGGAGAAACCCCAAGAACAUUACUCUAGUUUCAACGACCCAAUCAUCCCAAAAUUUCACCUACCGUUCACAUUGCUCCUGUCCUGGCAUGGUACCUUUUCUUAGAUUAUGCAUGUUUUGUGUCAGCAUUUUGCUUGUGUGUUGCCCCUUUUGUUUGGAGUUAGAUUAAUUUAUUGUCAUCCCAUUUGAUUAAUCGGUUCUCUACUGUUCAUCAAUGACAAUCCCUUCAGGUGUUAUCGUGCUAUUGGUUGUUGACAUAAGCAUCUACUGCAGGUGUUAUAUUAUCUUGUCAGGAUAGAGCCUUUUACGGCCCUUUCUAUUCAGCAGCAAUGUGGCAGGUUUGGUCAAUAUGAUCACACGUUUUCUUGUAUCAACAGAACAUGGAACAGUGUCCUUGAAGACAUGAAUAAUGUAAAAAAGUUAGUGAGUUUUGUUAAAAACUGUGCCCUCAAUUCACUGUGGUAUAUUGUGCAUUGCUUAGCACGGAAGUCUAAUCAGAAUCUUUGGUGGAACCUAAUUAUGGUGAUUAUUUCUGUAGAUUCCAGAGAUAUUUUACCUUACUGAGUUACACUAAUGUGAAUUUGGUUGACUUAGGGUCAACUCAACUUUCUGGAAAGCUAUGUAAGUUAUUUCAUUCUGUAUUACAGGCUCCGUGGAAUUGCCUCCUUGGUCUCAACCCUGUUGAUUUCAUAUGUAAACACAGGAAAGCUCUUGAGAGUGAUCAUGUCUCCGCUCAUUUGCAUGAAUGGAUCGACCUAAUAUUUGGGUAUGUUAUUUAUGUGUUGUUCCUUUUUGUUGCCUCCUAUGAACAAAAUGACGUUUCCCCA